AUGGCGGAGGACUUAAUUCUAAAUGAAGAUGUUAACACAGUGAAUUCUUAUUGCAAUAUUGGAAUAAACACAUUUGAGGAACAAACAAAUUUAUAUGAGGAGACGAUGGAUGAUUUGGGAAGAAAACGAAUAAGAGAUGAGGAAAAUGGUGGUGAAUGGCAACAAGUUGUAAGUCACACGAAGAAAAAAACAAAAAUAAUGGAUAGUUCAGAGAGUGAUUUUAUACAAGUUUGCAUUACAGGCAAGAAUAUGUUACCGAAGGCGUUUACUUUAGCAAAAUUAUUCCGCGAACAAAAAAUUUUGGAUGUUAUAAAAGUAAAAUACAUUAAUCCAUAUAAAAUUAACGUAAGUUUCAGUAAUGAAUCUAGUGCGGAAAAGUUAAUAGCAUGUGAGGAAUUUAUAAAAUUGGAAUGGAGAUUUCAAAAAAGCUGGGAAGUUGGAUUAUCAUUUGGUAUAAUUAGAAAUAUUGAUACAGAGUUGUCUGAAGAAGAAAUAAUAAAAAAUAUUUCUUGUGACUUUGAAAUAGUUGUAGUUAAAAGACUAAACCGUCGAUUCGAAAAAGAAUGGAUUCCUAGUGAUACUGUUAAGAUUGGAUUUAAGGGUUCUAAUCUUCCUGGAUAUAUUUACAUACUAGAUCUUAGAGUGAAAGUAGAACAACAAGCCGUUCAAGGAAUAUCUAGAGGAAUCGAAGCAGUUUGUGUUAAGAUUUUAAAUUGUCCUCAAAUUAAUAAUAUAUACUCAAUAUACUGCCCUAAUGGUAUUAACACGGUACAAAGAGACUGGGAAUAUCUUUUUUCUCUAGCUGAAAAUUUGUUCCUCGACCCUAUUGGUCUGUUGAACUCUCUAGAGCUGUGGCUAUCCGCCGAAUUGCUCUUAGAAAUUUUCGACGCAAUCCCACACCUCGAAAUU
Molecule: messenger RNA, 909 nt
Organism: Brenthis ino (lesser marbled fritillary)
Lineage: Eukaryota; Metazoa; Arthropoda; Insecta; Lepidoptera; Nymphalidae
Source: the annotation of a GenBank genome assembly